Molecule: messenger RNA, 1467 nt
Organism: Eutrema salsugineum
Lineage: Eukaryota; Viridiplantae; Streptophyta; Magnoliopsida; Brassicales; Brassicaceae
Product: serine carboxypeptidase-like 15
Exons: 14
Coding region: 1-1308 (435 amino acids)
Biological process (GO): proteolysis; secondary metabolic process
Molecular function (GO): serine-type carboxypeptidase activity; acyltransferase activity, transferring groups other than amino-acyl groups
Source: RefSeq, a predicted model, not a curated record
AUGAGUUCUUGGAUAUUCAAGUUGUUGCUUACGCAACUUUUUCUUGUGUUGAUUCAGCAUGCUGAUUCAAGCUCCAUCAUCAGAUAUCUCCCUGGUUUUGAAGGCCCUCUUCCUUUUGAGCUUGAAACCGGGUACAUUGGUGUUGGUGAAGCUGAGGAAGAUCAAAUGUUCUACUACUUCAUCAAAUCUGAGAGGAACCCAAAAGAAGACCCUCUUCUUGUCUGGUUAACUGGAGGACCUGGCUGCUCUUCUUUCUCUGGCCUUGUUUAUGAGAAUGGUCCUCUUGCUUUCAAGGUUGAGCCUUACAAUGGAAGUAUCCCCUCUUUGGUGUCUACUACAUAUUCAUGGACUAAGGUGGCGAAUAUAAUCUACUUGGACCAGCCUGUUGGGACUGGCUUCUCCUACUCAAGAAAUCCACUUGCUGAUAUACCAAGUGACACAGGAUCAGCUAAGCGGGUCCAUGAGUUUGUUCGUAAGUGGCUAGACAAGCAUCCUGAGUAUUUCUCCAAUCCUUUCUAUGUCACCGGAAACUCUUAUUCCGGUAAGGUAAUUCCGUCCAUUGUUCAAGAAAUCUCAAAUGGAAAUUAUAUAUGCUGCAAACCUCAAAUAAAUCUCCAGGGUUAUGUGCUCGGAAACCCGUUAACAGACUAUGAUCUUGAUUUUAACAGUCGCAUUCAAUUUGCUCAUGGAAUGGCACUCAUCUCUGAUGAACUUAAUGAGUCGAUGAAAAGAAGCUGUAAAGGAAAACUUUUUAAUGUGGAUCCUCUUAACACAGAGUGCUUGAGACUCGUUGAAGAUUUCAAGAAGUGUGUUUCAAGAAUAUAUGAAGAACUUAUCCUAGAAUCAAAUUGUGACUCUACAUCUCCUAAUUGCUAUACGUAUCGCUAUUUGCUAUCUGAAUACUGGGCUAAUAACGAGAGUGUACGCAGAGCACUUAAAGUGGUGAAGGGGACUAAAGGGAAAUGGGAACGAUGUGAUUAUAAUGUGCGUUGCAAUAAAGACAUAAUAAGCAGCAUACCAUACCAUAUGAAUAUUAGCAUCAAAGGCUAUCGAUCUCUCAUCCUCAGUGGUGAUCACGAUAUGACAAUUCCUUUCGUUUCAACGCAAGACUGGAUAAGGUCAUUAAAUUAUUCCAUUAUUGAGAAAUGGAGGCCAUGGAUGAUAAAUAAUCAAGUCGCUGGAUACACCAAGACUUAUGCUAAUAGGAUGACAUUUGCCACUGUUAAAGGAGGCGGACACACGUUAGAGUAUAAACCAGAGGAGAGCUCAAUCAUGUUCAAGAGGUGGAUAAGUGGCCAACCUCUUUAAACUCAGAAACCUUAAUCUUUAAUCAUCUGAUUAAUGUUGACGCCAAAAGUGUUUGUUUUGUUUGCUGAUGAUUCAUAGAGCGACACAUUUUCAAAUUAUUAAUUAAUGUUUUUGUUUUACCUCUGUUUUGGACCAUUUAUUUAGUAAGAUUGUUGACUA